AGUGCGACGAGGAUAAGAUGAGUGUUAUUCAUACACAUAAAAAUGGCGAACGUAAUGGCUCUUUUGUUUUUGUGCUUAGUUGCUUCUGCGCUUGCAUCGGGUGAUACAGCGAAAGAUUGUCCAGAAAACGAGGUAUUUGUAGACUGCAAGUUGGCGACGUGCUUUAAGACAUGCAAAGAGUUCAGAAAUAGAGGACCCUGCCCGUCCAUAGCAGCUGGAUGCGUGGAUCCUGGUUGUGUCUGCAGCGGCGACUAUCUCCGAAAUGAUGAAGGCGUCUGUAUAAAAUAUGAAGAAUGCUAAAUAAAGACACCAGAUCAACGACGGCGACCAGAUGAAUACAAAUAGUUAUUAAUAAUGUAUAUUUUGUAUUAAACAGAUUUAUAAAGUA
This is a messenger RNA of Pieris rapae (cabbage white), 388 nucleotides long. RefSeq names its product venom peptide CtAPI. NCBI's taxonomy places the organism in Eukaryota, Metazoa, Arthropoda, Insecta, Lepidoptera, Pieridae. The record is from RefSeq and is a predicted model, not a curated record. The transcript is spliced from 3 exons. The coding region runs from base 43 to 300 and encodes 85 amino acids.